AUGGCGGCGGGCGGCCAGGUGCGGCGGCCGCGCCGCGGGGCCGGGGCGCAGGGCCGGGGCCGCACCGACAGCCGCGGAGCGGCGUUCCCGCGGCGGCACCGGCGGCAGAAGCCUCCCGGGCGCUCUGCGAAGGACUGGCCGGAGGGAGAGCAGCCGCAAACCGCCGCCGCUGAGCCUGCGCGGGAAGAGCCGCCAGAGCCCAGCCGGCAGCAGAGGGGCGGCCCCGGAACGCCGAGCGGGUGUUCUUCACGCAGGGCAGCUGGCAAACGACCCCCAAAGAGGCUAAAAAGUGAAAGACCUGCCCCAGUGAAAGCAGAACUAGAAGGGCCUACAGGUGGAGGUGAAAGCCUUGCUGCACUGGAGGAUGCUCCUAAGCCAUCUGCUGGGGACCAGCGCUCAGGAGGAGACUGCAGUUUGAUGCGUUCAGAAGGAGACUGCACUUUAAUUCAGCAGGAAGAAGUUGAAAGCAUUGCAGAGCCUAACAAAGACAACCAGCAGAAGGAGCAGGAUAUGCCUCCUGAGCCCCACGCAGUGAAAUCAGGCAGAGCUCCACCACAGCUGGGCACUGCUGAACAUCUGCACAUCUACAGUGAGGAGGAGAGAAGCUGUCAGAGCCUGCUCUCGGAUGAGUCUAGCUUGGGGGAUGCAGAUGUGCCCAGGAAGCUGAUGGAGCUGGACAGCAGCGCUCUGCUGAACGAGGACAGCAACCAGCCCAUGCCUGUGGCUCGCUUCUUUGGAGAUCUGGAGCUCUUAAGGGAUCUGCCAGCAGCUGCUCUCCCAAGCACAAUGAUGAGCAGGAGGGAAUUCAGAAAGCUCCAUAUCAUUGCAAAAGAAGAGGAGGAGGAGGAGGAAGAGGAUGUUGUCUAACAACAAACCGUAAACAGACUCACCCUUUUCCCUGUGCAAGCACAGAGGGCUGGCUGGCAGUGCACCAACAGAAGGUGGCUGUGUUUGCCUGCUGUCAGAGGGAAGACAAGUGGCAGAUGCCACCUCCAGGGAGGAGGCACCCACAACCCUCCCUGGGCAACCUGUCCCAGUGUCUCCCCACCCUCACUGUAGCUCCUGCCCAACAUCCCUGAAGUGUUAGAGCCUGACCCAGGGGCCAGGACAGACACUGCUGAGAGUUGUUGUCCCUCCCAGGGUGCAGCAUGCACCCCACACCUCCCACCCUGCCCUGCCUCCUGCAGCCCUACCGCUCCCUGCCCACUGCUCAGGAGUGCUUAGAAAUCAACCAGCAACCUCAGCUGCUCCCAGGAGCUCUGAACUCACCCUUGUGUUUGUGCUAAUAGUUUCUUUGAAAGCGUGGUGAUGCAACCAGCACCCAGCUUUAGAUGGCUAUAAAUAGUUUAUUCCACAUUUCUAAAAAUAGAGAGGAAAUGUUAGCAGCAGAUGGGUUAAAUAAAUAUUAAUUCCUACAGCUAGAGCUUGGUAAACAUCCCAAAGUUGUAAGGCAAACAACUUGUGUAUGCAUGACAUGGAAAUUUAUUCCCAUUUCCACUCCA
Pogoniulus pusillus (Red-fronted tinkerbird) is the source of this 1502-nucleotide messenger RNA. It is a transcript of the gene C36H1orf174, whose product is annotated as chromosome 36 C1orf174 homolog. Bases 1 to 867 code for a protein of 288 amino acids. The transcript is spliced from 3 exons. Lineage: Eukaryota; Metazoa; Chordata; Aves; Piciformes; Lybiidae. The record is from RefSeq and is a predicted model, not a curated record.